CUUUCCUACGGCUGGUCUGCAAAGAAUUUAGUUGACAAGCAUGCUCCAUCCGCUCAACUUACGAGGGGCGCUUGCGCUUCUGGCCCUAAUUAAAACGGUCGGUGCCAUUGAUAUCAACAUCAACGAUACAGAAUCUAUAAAGCAAGCCGCUAGCCUCAGUGCCUAUGGAUCUAUGACUUGGUAUACCGGUAAUGAUACCGGUGGGAUCCCAGGGGCCUUCCCAGAUAAAUGGUGGGAAGGUGCUGCUCUUUUCACCAGUCUCCUACUCUACUGGCACUACACUGGAGAUGACACGUACAAUCCGCAGGUCAAACAGGGGAUGCAGUGGCAAGCUGGAGACGGUGACUACAUGCCUAGUAACUAUAGUAGUUGGAUUGGCAACGACGACCAAGUUUUCUGGGGCCUUGCCGCCAUGACCGCGGCGGAGAUCAAACUGCCGGAUGUGAGUGAUGGAUAUUCGUGGUUAUCACUUGCGCAGGGCGUCUUUAAUACCCAGGCUGCGCGAUGGGAUACCUCGACAUGUGGAGGGGGCUUGCGAUGGCAAAUUUAUAACUAUGAGGCGGGAUAUACAAUGAAGAAUUCGAUUUCGAAUGCGGGUCUGUUCCAAUUAUCAGCACGGCUGGCACGAUAUACGAACAACGCGACGUAUGCCAAGUGGGCUGAGAAAGUCUGGGACUGGUGUGUCUCAUCCCCGUUGGUGAAUAACGAGACGUGGAAUGUGGCCGAUUCAACCAAUAUUGAAAACGACUGUACCACCAAGGGCAAUACGCAGUGGACGUAUAAUUAUGGUGCCUUUAUAAUGGGGGCUGCAUACAUGUAUAACUAUACCGAGAAGGCCCGGUGGAAAACCGCUGUGGAUGGACUCCUUAACGCAUUGUUCGACGGAUUCUUCCCCGAGAAAUAUGGAGGCAACAUCAUCCGAGAGCUUUGUGAACCCGACGAAAGCUGUAACGAUAAUGAAAUUCUGUUCCGUGGCCUCACCACUGGAUGGUUGGGGUUUACCGCGCUGUUGGUCCCUUCAACGUAUGAUAGCAUCCUACCGAAACUAAAAGCUUCUGCCGAGGCGGCCGCCAAAUCCUGCAGUGGAAUGAGUAACAACACCUGUGGUGUCCGUUGGUAUCAGUCAAAAUGGGAUGGGGAGGUUGGAAUGGAGGAACAGAUCAUCGCUACUGACGUCCUGUCAUCGGUCCUGAUCAUGGAGGAUGGCGCUGAGGCCCCAGUGACAGCCACCACCGGUGGUAACAGUACCAGUGAUCCCUCGUCUGGCACAAAAGACAAAUCUGAGACUAAAACGACCCUCAGGACCAUUACAACUGGUGACAAAGCAGGGGCUGCGAUUCUGACGAUUGUUUUUGCUUUCAGUUGGGCAGGUAUGAUUGCUUGGUUGAUCAUGGGCGAGUAA
Aspergillus ochraceoroseus IBT 24754 is the source of this 1402-nucleotide messenger RNA. RefSeq names its product glycoside hydrolase family 76 protein. Gene Ontology annotation, molecular function: mannan endo-1,6-alpha-mannosidase activity. The record is from RefSeq and is a predicted model, not a curated record. Lineage: Eukaryota; Fungi; Ascomycota; Eurotiomycetes; Eurotiales; Aspergillaceae. Gene Ontology annotation, biological process: carbohydrate catabolic process; fungal-type cell wall biogenesis. The transcript has 4 exons. The coding region runs from base 41 to 1402 and encodes 453 amino acids.